AUGCCGCCCAAGAAGAAGCCAGCGACGGUCGAGACAGAGGCGCAAGAGGAUGCAGGGCCCGAUGCGCUUGGCCUGGAUGCCUACGACCUCCCACGAGCGGUCAUCACACGAGUCGCCAAGUCGGCCAUUGGCGACAAUACCAAGUUGGCCAAGGAGGUCCCGCAAGCACUCAUCAAGGCGUCCACAGUGUUCGUUAGCUACUUUGCGGCUAUGUCGCAGCAUGUUGCAGCGGAGAACUCUCAAAAGACGAUAGCGGCGCACCAUGUCAUGGAAGCAGCGCGACUGCUCAACUGGUCAGACGCUGCUCAGCUGUCUGUCAUCCUGUAUGACCAACUGGAAGGCUACAGAGAAGCGAGCGACGCGAAAAGAGCCCAUGCUGCACAAGCGGCAGCGGCAGCGCGAAAGAAGAGCAAGGCUGCAGCCGCGAGCGAAGCUACACGAGCAGGCACAGACGGGCAGCCACUCGUGCCAGGAGACGACACUGUCUUGCCGAACGAGCAGCAAGACGAGGCUGACGAAACGAACGCGCUCGAUAUUGACGAGACAUUUGACGCGCCGGAUGAAGAGGAGGAAGAAGACGAGGAGGAAGACACAGCUGCUGACGAAUUACAAGACGACGUACUCCCUGAUCUUGAUGCUGCCCAAGACAGCGCAAUGUUCGCAGCAGAUCCAGUAGAUGUCUAG
Messenger RNA from Mixia osmundae IAM 14324, 684 nucleotides. RefSeq lists its product as uncharacterized. The record is from RefSeq and is a predicted model, not a curated record. Gene Ontology annotation, molecular function: chromatin DNA binding; protein heterodimerization activity. NCBI's taxonomy places the organism in Eukaryota, Fungi, Basidiomycota, Mixiomycetes, Mixiales, Mixiaceae. Bases 1 to 684 code for a protein of 227 amino acids. The transcript has 2 exons. Gene Ontology annotation, biological process: heterochromatin formation; DNA damage response; leading strand elongation. Gene Ontology annotation, cellular component: CHRAC; epsilon DNA polymerase complex.